AUGAAGCAUUCAUUCUUUUAUGAUGCGUAUUUAAUGGAUAGAAAUAUUAUUCAGCAGAUCGAUAAUACAGAUUAUAAGGAUCAUAAGGAGAGUUUCCGUGAAGAUGAUUAUGAGCCACCACAAACUUUACUCCAACUCAUGAUUAGAAAUAUACAAAAUGAAGUGAAUACUGAAAUUUGGGAAGUUAAACCUGAGUUAUCACAAACAAAAUCUUAUUUUGUUAUUUUAAUGGCAGAUGGAAGUCAUUCUUGUACUUGUAAUCUCUUGAUAUCAUUUGGCAUUCCUUGCAGACACUUUUACAAAGUUCUUAGAAAAAGUUUACAAGCUAAAUUUCAUAUUUCAUUAAUAAAUCAAUGCUGGUAUCAAGAUUUAAAACUUAGUAUUACUGAUCAGGAGUUGGCUUUAUUGGAAGUGUUAUCAAUUGUUAAAGAUAAUUAUACUGAAAUUACAGCUCAUAGAGAUAUUAAUUUUGAUUAUAUUCAUCAAGUUCGUGGUGGUUAUGUUUAUACAGAAAAACUUAAGAAUAUUGUUUCAGUUAAAGCAAAAUAUGGAAGAUUUUUAGGAAUUGCAAGGAAAGCUUUAGAUUUAGUUCAAAAAUUAAAUUGUUACAAUGAAUUAAAUGGAUUACUUCAAAUGUUUAUAGAUGAAAAACAGCAAGAAUUACUUCAAAAGGGCCAAACUAUCGAUAAAGAAAAUAGUAACGAUCAUCAAAGAAAUGAUGAAUCUGAUAUUAUUUGUUCUAAUCCAGUAACUUUAAGAAGGCGUGGAUGUCCUCCAAAUCGAUAUCUGAGUGAAGGUGAAACUGCAAAUAAAAAUAAGUAG
Messenger RNA from Rhizophagus irregularis DAOM 181602=DAOM 197198, 822 nucleotides. RefSeq lists its product as uncharacterized. Gene Ontology annotation, molecular function: zinc ion binding. NCBI's taxonomy places the organism in Eukaryota, Fungi, Glomeromycota, Glomeromycetes, Glomerales, Glomeraceae. The record is from RefSeq and is a predicted model, not a curated record.